AUGACUAACAUUCUCUUUCAGCCUCGAAGGAAGACUCCUCUUCGCGAGGGCCGUCUCCAACAGGCUACCCUAGACCUCCUGUCAGGCAGUGACAUCCAAUUCCGCCGCGAAACCCGCCUCGACAUCGCACUGGUCAAGAACCUCCCAAUUGCACUCAUCUUCCUCCCCGCCGCAGACAUCCCGACCUUCGUCGGCGAGGGCCGCGUAGACCUCGGUAUCACCGGCCGCGACCAGGUCGCCGAACACGAUGCGCAGCUGGCCGAGGGCGAGGUCUCGGGCGUCGAGGAGAUCAUGGAUCUCGGGUUCGGCGGGUGCAAGCUGCAGGUGCAGGUUCCGCAGAAGGGCGACGUCACGGAGGCGAAGCAGUUGAUCGGCAAGAAUGUUGUGACUAGCUUCACGGCGCUGACGCAGGCCUUCUUCUCUCGGCUGGAGGGCGUGGAGUUUGGGCAGAAGCUCAGCACUAAGAUCAAGUAUGUCGGUGGUAGUGUCGAGGCUGCUUGUGCUCUGGGUGUGGCCGAUGGUAUUGUCGAUCUUGUUGAAUCCGGCGAGACCAUGAAGGCUGCUGGUCUCAAGGCCAUUGAUACUGUCGUCGAAAGCACGGCCGUGCUGGUCAAGUCUCGGUCAACCCAGAACUCCCUUGUUGAUUUGAUCACCUCUCGUAUCAGUGGUGUUAUCACCGCUCAGAGAUACGUCCUGUGCCAGUACAACAUUCCCCGCUCCGGGCUAUCGGUUGCCUCGCAGAUUACCCCCGGCAAGCGGGCGCCCACAAUCACCGCUCUGGAGGAGGAAGGCUGGGUGGCCGUCAGCUCCAUGGUGGAGAAGAAGAAGAUUGCGACGGUCAUGGACGAGCUGCUCAAAGUCGGCGCAUCGGACAUUCUGGUCCUCAACAUUGCCAACUCGAGAACGGGUUAG
Aspergillus fischeri NRRL 181 is the source of this 912-nucleotide messenger RNA. RefSeq names its product ATP phosphoribosyltransferase. The transcript is spliced from 4 exons. Gene Ontology annotation, cellular component: cytoplasm. NCBI's taxonomy places the organism in Eukaryota, Fungi, Ascomycota, Eurotiomycetes, Eurotiales, Aspergillaceae. Bases 1 to 912 code for a protein of 303 amino acids. Gene Ontology annotation, molecular function: ATP phosphoribosyltransferase activity; magnesium ion binding. Gene Ontology annotation, biological process: L-histidine biosynthetic process. The record is from RefSeq and is a predicted model, not a curated record.